CAUAUAGCAAUUGAGAUGGCUAUACAACAGCUAUACCGACAGCUUUAGAGGCGGACGAAUAAUACGCGUCACAGAUUCAAUUCGUUCGGUAGCUACAUGGUUGUAGCCUCCUGGCGUAUUAGCUCACGCAUCUCCACCUCUCUCCCUGUAAAACCUCCGUCCUCCUACUCCCACUUGACUCGUCUUUCAAGCUUAGUGAAGAGAGCGUACUGCGCAUCUGCAAUCAGUACAGUGAUGCCAAUGCGAGCUACCAGGUCAUUGGUACGGAAGCGUGAUGUGGGAGAGGAGGCGUAUGAAGACAAGCAGUCCGAUCUCUCGGAGCCUACACUAGAAAUGAGCAGGAAGACGAGGCAGCCUGCUAAGAGAAUCCGCAUGGAUAAGGAAGACAUUGAUAGGACACGCGCUAGCAAAGCGAGACAGGCGCCCAAACCUGACGCCGAGACCACGAGCAAGAUAGAAGAUCAGGACGGAACAGAGAUAGACCCCGAAUCAGGGGCAGACAUCGACGAGGAUGUUGCAGCCGUGAAAAGAGAUGCUGCACGGCCGCCGCCGGUAAAUAGCGAGUACCUCCCCCUUCCAUGGAAAGGGAGACUUGGUUACGCCUGUAUAAACACCUAUCUCCGUACCUCGACCCCGCCAGUGUUCUCCUCGCGGACGUGUCGCAUUGCGAGCAUCCUCGCUCACAGACACCCCCUCCAUAACGAGAUGUUACCCGAACAUGCGAUACAUAAUCGACCGAACAAGGCGGCCCCGGCGGAUGUUGCGAGGGGUUGUCGAUACGUCGAAGAGAUUGGCCUUGCGAACGUGCGAGAUGUCCCACGGAUGUUGCGGUGGAACGACAAGUACGGGAUCCGCUUUAUGAGGCUGAGCAGCGACAUGUUCCCGUUUGCUAGCCACGAGGUGUAUGGGUACAGGCUCGCGCCUUUUGCUGCAAGGGCGCUCGCGGAGGUAGGGAAGCUGGGGGCAAAGCUAGGGCAUCGGCUCACGAUGCAUCCGGGGCAAUACACGCAGCUAGGAAGUCCACGGCAGGGGGUCGUAGAGAAUGCAGUUAGAGACCUAGAGUAUCACGAUGAGAUGCUAUCUUUGCUGAAGCUGCCAGAACAACAGGACAGAGACGCGGUGAUGGUGUUGCACCUAGGGGGAACCUUUGGCGAUAAGACGGCGACUAUUGAGCGGUUCAAGGCGAACUAUGAGGCGUUGUCGGUGUCGAUUAAGAAGCGGCUGGUGCUUGAAAAUGACGAUGUAAGCUGGUCAGUACAUGACCUCUUACCAGUCUGCGAAGAGUUAAACAUUCCACUCGUCCUUGACUUCCACCACCACAACAUUAUAUUCGACGCCUCGCAGGUCCGCGAGGGCACUCACGACAUUAUACCCCUUUUCCCACGCAUUAAAGCGACUUGGGACCGCAAGCGAAUAAGGCAAAAGAUGCACUACUCCGAGCCACGGCCCGAGGCCGUCACAGCACGACAACGACGACGACACAACCCCCGCCCGUCAAGCCUCCCCCCGUGCCCCAACGAUAUGGAUCUAAUGAUCGAGGCCAAAGACAAGGAGCAGGCUGUGUUUGGACUCAUGCGCACGUUGAAGCUACCAGGGUGGGAUUGUUUCGCAGAUAUAAUCCCAUACGAGCGCAAAGAUGAAAAGAGGACAGUGAGGAGGAAAUUGAGAGAGGCGGAGGCGCAGGCUACUAGGGAUACUAAGAAGGUUAGCAACGUAUCGUCAGAGAUAAUAAGAGAGAUGGAUGAGAUGUCUGAGGACGAGAUUGGGAUGGGAGGAGAAGACAGCAGGGUGUACUGGCCGCCGGGGAUGGAGGAGUGGCUGCGCCCGAAGAAGCGCAAUGUGAGAAAGAGAGAGGGGCCGCCUACUUGAUCGGAC
Messenger RNA from Pseudogymnoascus verrucosus, 1875 nucleotides. RefSeq lists its product as uncharacterized. Gene Ontology annotation, biological process: nucleotide-excision repair; response to UV; mitochondrial DNA repair. The record is from RefSeq and is a predicted model, not a curated record. Gene Ontology annotation, molecular function: endonuclease activity. The transcript has a single exon. The coding region runs from base 97 to 1869 and encodes 590 amino acids. Lineage: Eukaryota; Fungi; Ascomycota; Leotiomycetes; Thelebolales; Thelebolaceae. Gene Ontology annotation, cellular component: mitochondrion; nucleus.